GAUGGCGGUCACAGUGUUUUCGUUUCUCUCUUGUUUCCUGUAUAUUUCUACUGUUCUAUCAGCUUGCCCAGACCAGGAUCCAACACUAAAGCCCUGGUCAGAUGCUAAUUCCUGGCCCAGUGGACAAGUACCCCAGGAAAAUAGCCAGGUAAUCAUCAACUUUCCUGUUUUACUGGACAUAAGUCCCCCUCAGUUGUCCUUUAUUGAGAUACAGACCGGCGGUAAGCUCGUGUGGGGCAGGAAUGGCGACCACAGUGUACGGACAGGGCACAUCCUUAUCAAAAAUGGAGCGGAAAUGCACAUAGGAAGUGAAGACUGUCAAUUUGACAGGAAAGCCAAAAUUACGCUGCUAGACGAGCCGGAAGGAUCCAACGUCCCCUCGUUUGGUGAUAAAUUUAUCGGAGUAGAAGCAGGAGGAACGCUAGAGCUCCAUGGCAAGGACAAAAGGUCAUGGACCAAACUGACAAGGACAGCACCUAAAUACAACCCGACACUCGGCGACAUUUACAAACACAGAGAUAACUCACCAAAUAGGUCACCAGGAGUGUUCGUUUAUCAUUUCUCGGUGUCCGUACCAGAGGAUUAUGACAUGGUUAACGACCAAGCUGUGUUUGUUAGCGGAAGCAUUAACCAAAGAAUCGAUUACUGGAAUCAAGAAAAAGUGGACUCAGCGAUAGCAAAUCUUACCAAUUUCUUGAAUGGUAUCCCAGAUGAUGACAUAUUUGCAAUUGCCACACAAAAGAACUUUUUAGGAUCUAAGGACGUGAGUGCCCUUUAUAGCGUCAUGGACGCACUGGGUGCCACAACAUUCAAACUGGCAACGACAAAUGACGCUUACGUAGCCAUCGGCCGAAAAGGUCACACUUCUUCGGUUCAAGAAGAGUUGGGCGGUGAUGCUUCAGGUGGUGCUGAUUAUAACGAGGCCUCCAUUACUUAUGUGGUACCUGAUAUAGAAAGAGAAAUAACAGUGACUUCUUACAACCAUGGCAUCGAGGAAUGGCGUAGCUACACGGACUUCCACGUCAUUAACACCAUACUCACGAGACCUGUUAUAUCCGUGCACGAUGACGUAAUGAAUGAAUGGAACGUGGGAGAUAAAAUAUUCAUCACAUCCACUGACUAUAGGUGGUACCAUGUAGAAGAAUUUACCAUCAUAGAGUGUUCUCAGUGUCCUCUAAAUGUCAUAAGGAUGGACCACUCUCUGAAGUAUGAACAUUAUGGAGAGAUAUACAAAAGAGUGGACAUGCGGGCGGAAGUAGGAUUGAUGACCCGAUAUAUUCAUAUAACGUCAGAGGUUUCCGAAGGAAAGACUAAUGGUGGACAUGUCAAGUUUCUGAAAGGUUUUAAACGUGUGGCUGUCGAGGGAACAGAGCUUACUAAUCUGGGCGACCCACUGAUUUUAGGUCGAUAUCCACUUCAUUAUCAUAUGUGUUAUGAUCUCGCGGAUCGUACAUUGUAUCCUCAGGAAUCGUACUUAAGGAGGAACUCUAUACAUCAUACUCAGUUCCGAUGUAUGACGAUCCACGGAACGCACUCAGCAUAUAUCACAGACAAUGUGUGCUAUGACAGUGUGGGUCAUGGUUUCUUCCUUGAAGACGGCGGGGAGAAAAACAUCACAUUUUACAGAAACCUUGGACUGGGACAGAGGCGAUUUAAGGGGGACACUGUUUUAGGGGUUACAGGCGCGAUUCCAGCAGACAAAACAAAGGGUCCAGCGACAUUUUGGCUUACUAGUCCAUUGACAACUUUGGUGAACAAUGUAGCUGCGGGUGGCGAAGGCAUUGGUUUCUGGUACAUCUUUUCACAUAUACCAACUGGUCCCUCGGUCGAUAAAAAUUUUAUGCAACCAGGAGAAGCACAGCAUACAAGAAUAACCAAGUUUUUGGACAAUUCCUGCCACUCCUACGAAACGUGUCUUUUCGUUGAUAAUGAGCUUAAACAAGACUUGACCUUCGGAGGAUACAAUCAUUAUACCCCUAAGGUUGAUCCUCUGGAUCCUAGUUCACCCCCUGCUCCUGCGGUAUUUGAUGGUUUUACAGCCAGUAAAUGUAUCGUUCAGAAUUUAUGGAUUCGUUCGUCUCCUGUUAUUGUCAGAAGGGCAUCACUUUCAGACAGCCGAUUUGGAGCUUUUCUUUUGAGAGAGGAAUCGAUAUGGCAGAUAUUUGAAGACAGCGUCAUUAUCGGUCUCUCGGAUAAUGUCGGAGAAAAUCUCUCUUUCAGAGAUAGAGAUAUAACUGGGUUCCGUUUUUCAAAAGGCCCAAUAACAGUAAGGAACACUUGGUUUGGCGGAUUUGAAUCAUCUGCAGUGAGAACAGCCGCGGCUAUCGGUAAUCAGGAAUGUAUGCGUCACAACGAUCCAAGGAACGCUUUGAAUAACCUUAUGUUUGACUUUAAUGAUGGACCGGGAAAAAGAUUCUUAUUCAGAGAUUGCACAUCAAGAUCCCCAGAUGCUGAUGCAAUAUUUUCACUGAGGGACAACAGGAAAGCUUUGUCAAAUAGUGACGUCACAAUAGUUACCAGUAAGCCAUUCCUGCUAACAAAGGAAUGUAAAAUUAGAUCAGGGUGGAAUGCUGCUUAUUGUCCCUUUGUGUAUGGAAAGGUACUCGUGACAUAUACAGAUCGCUUUAACAGCGAUAUGCAUGUGUACAGGACAGACGGCAAUCUGCCCUCAUUACACCUAGUCAUGGACAUGGAAAAACAUUUCCUCCCGAUUCUGGGGGGAUCUCACAGCUAUCUAGUCAGAAUAGCAGGGACACUCCCGUCUUCCGUCAACUUCGACGCCAGAGCGAUUUCAAAGAAAAACAAUGUGCUUAUUGCGUUUUGCGUCCCACGAAACGCUGAAAUUCGAUUUGAGUAUCGAAUGGAGAAUUUUAACAGACGACCAGUCCAUGCGGUAACUUCGAGGCAGGAGGUGGUGGCUAGCGACACUGUUGGUACUUACUUUUAUGACAGCACUGUUGGAGUCAUCUUUUUCAAACUGAUGCACGAAGAGGAUUAUGGAGUCGAUGAAAUCGCCCGUUGUCCUGACAACGUUUGCCCUCGUGCUAGAGUUCUAGUGACGUCAGGAGAUCUCACCGACUCUAACUGCGUCAGUCGGUUUAGCGCUGUGCCAGAGUACAUCCAAUCAUCAACGGGUACUGCCACUAAUGAUGAUUCUGUUUUGCUGGCCACUUCUGCAGAUCCCCCAGAGACAAUUGGACAUGGAUCAACAUAUCCAUUCUAAAUCGCGAAGUUCUCUAGAGAACAGCUACAAAAGACAUCUUACAUGCAUAUGUUUAAAAAGAAGACAUGUUUGGAUCGCCUUUCAAUAUAAUGUAGAUUUGUAGUAAUAAUACGCAAGAGAAUUGUCAUAUGCAUUAAAAAUUUGACUUACUAAAACCUC
Saccostrea cuccullata (small rock oyster) is the source of this 3382-nucleotide messenger RNA. Its product is annotated as cell migration-inducing and hyaluronan-binding protein-like. The record is from RefSeq and is a predicted model, not a curated record. NCBI's taxonomy places the organism in Eukaryota, Metazoa, Mollusca, Bivalvia, Ostreida, Ostreidae. The coding region runs from base 2 to 3223 and encodes 1073 amino acids. The transcript has 24 exons.